AUGCAAAAUAAGCAAAAACCCGUGACUCAGUGCGUUAGCGAGAAGGACAAUCUUAUCAAGAUUGAAGGUUUACCACGGGAUACGGAUAACUUUUGGCGCACAGAUCUAACGCUGUCUCCCUCGCUAAUGAGCGGGAAGAAAUGUCUGCGUUAUCGAAGGUACAGCAAGGGUUUGUCUUUUAGUCAUCGAGAGCGUCAAUUGCUCAACAUUCAUGGCCUGUUGCCGUAUGCUGUGCUGACCAUGGAACAGCAGGUGAUGGCACAUCAAAAAUACUUUGCCACGCUAACUUCCCAAAUGGCUAAAUACAUAUUCCUCACGGAUCUUGAGGCACGCAAUCGAACGUUGUUCUACAGCUUUUUGAUGAGUAAUCCCGAUGAGUAUAUGAAGGUCUUUGUAAGCGCUACCACUGGAUAUUUGGUGAAACAGUUUGGUAUAUUCUACACUGUGUUUCGCGGCAUGUUUAUCACUAUCAAGGAUCGUGGACACAUCUACGAUGUGCUCAGCAAUUGGCCAUAUGCCGAAUACGUUCGUUGUCUUAUUGUGAGCAAUGGCAAGUCGGUGCUCAGUUGGGGCGAUCAAGGUGUCAAUGGUACUCCAGUGAUUGUCUACAAAAAGUACUCGAAUGUCGUGCACGGCGGCAUUGAACCCGAUUGCUGUUUGCCCGUCACACUGGAUGUGGGCACGGACAAUGAGCAGCUCUUGCAGAAUCCUCAAUAUUGUGGCAUUCGACAGAAACGCAUCUCGACAGCGGAGUUCGAUGAGUUCUUCGAGGAGUUCACACAUGCUGUGAUACGUCUCUUUGGCUCGCGUGCCAUCAUACAGACCAAGGACUUUGGCUCCUCGGAGGCCAUCAAGCAGCUGUCGUUGUAUCGUAAGCAGCAGUGCAUAGUGGACAUCGAUCUGCAGUAUAUGGGAGCUUGUGGAUUAGCGGGCAUCUUGGGAGCACUACAGAUCACUAAGCUGCAGUUCAAGGACAACGUGCUGCUCUUCCAUGGCGACUCAAGCUUCUGCAUUGGCAUGGCUCGGAUGUGUGUGGCUUACUUAAAAAAGAACGGGACUGAAUGA
Messenger RNA from Drosophila nasuta, 1065 nucleotides. RefSeq names its product NADP-dependent malic enzyme-like. Gene Ontology annotation, cellular component: mitochondrion. Gene Ontology annotation, biological process: malate metabolic process; pyruvate metabolic process. Gene Ontology annotation, molecular function: malate dehydrogenase (decarboxylating) (NADP+) activity. Bases 1 to 1065 code for a protein of 354 amino acids. NCBI's taxonomy places the organism in Eukaryota, Metazoa, Arthropoda, Insecta, Diptera, Drosophilidae. The transcript has a single exon. The record is from RefSeq and is a predicted model, not a curated record.